Messenger RNA from Darwinula stevensoni, 1209 nucleotides. Lineage: Eukaryota; Metazoa; Arthropoda; Ostracoda; Podocopida; Darwinulidae. The record is from the annotation of a GenBank genome assembly.
AUGAUGGCGAAGGCGACGAACGUCGAAGCCUCUCCUCCUCUCAUCCACAUUCGCGUCGUCGUCCUUGGUCGAAGACAAGUCGGCAAAACCGUUCUCGUUGAAAACCGUCGGUUCCGAUCGGGGUUCCGGCCUGCUGCUUUUCCUCUGGGCAUCUACUCCAAAGAUGGAAGGCCUUCUUUUAGGCUCUCGAAGAGACUCUAUCCCGACGCUCGAAGCAUAGCCGAGAGGAUACCUCAACGACCUCAACGACCCCUUCUUUCGACGUCUCCAGAAGCGGUUCUGCAGGAAGUCUCUUCUCAAAGAGACUUCUUCAUGCAACAGCUCAUCUAUCUGCAUGUGUCGGUGAAUCGGGGCGAAGCAUUCGGCAACGUCUGCGGGAGUGCCGCCAUCACGGUGCGCUACCUGACGAAACGCUUCAUCGGUGAAUACAAGUCCUUUACUGAUCUCCUGUAUAGACAAGCGGUGUGUUUGGACGACACUUGGACCCAAGUGGAAAUCCUUGACACCUCUACUAACCAGGUCAGUCUCAAGACCGCCUUCUUUCCGGGAAAAGAAAUCGGGUCUGGGGAGCGAAAGAAUGUUUGGGAAUCGUCCAAGAAGGACAUUCGGAGUUUCCCGUGGCAUCACGUGCGAUGGGCGGAUGCUUGCGUGGUGGUGUAUUCCAUCGAGUCCCUGCAGAGUUUUCACGAGGCCAUCGACAUCAUCGAGAAGAUCAAAGUGUGCAAAGGGAGCUCGAAGGGAAGACCCCUCAUGCUUCUCGCCAACAAAAAGGAUCUCGAGCAUCUCCGACAGGUGCCGGCGAGAGACGGGGAGCUGGCAAGUCUUCACUAUGGGUGUCGGUUUUCCGAGGUGUCGGCGGCAGAGGAAGUGUGGGAAGCAAGGACGGCCUACGAAGCCAUCAUUCGAGAUGCCAAGAGCUGGAAAUUCAAUGAAAAUCUGCCAAGUCGGCCGCGAAAGCUGUCCAUGAUGUCCGUGUCUCGAAUGUUGAACAAUAUGUUGAAAAAGACGUCUUUCCCCCCGUUAAUAACCCGGAAGGCGGAAGUGGUCCCAGUCCCGGAUCCCGAGGAUCGUCCUCCACACCCCAAGGCCUUACUUCAACAUCAAAAUCAACAACAAAGGACCCGAAAGAAGGGUCUGGUGGGACAUAGACCCAUGACGCUGACUGCAAGUGACCCAGUGAAUGAACUGCCAUUCCACAGUCCCUCCUGA